Messenger RNA from Cydia pomonella (codling moth), 2489 nucleotides. RefSeq lists its product as uncharacterized. The record is from RefSeq and is a predicted model, not a curated record. Lineage: Eukaryota; Metazoa; Arthropoda; Insecta; Lepidoptera; Tortricidae. The transcript is spliced from 8 exons. The coding region runs from base 416 to 1528 and encodes 370 amino acids.
CAAUACACAAAUUUCAAGUGACCCUAGUCCGCAAAAAACUUCGUUGAUCGUGUAUUUUUAGUUAACAAAGUUGACCAUGCAAUUGGAAAAGGUUCGAUGCUAUUAAUUGUCCCGCGAGUAACAAGGGGUUUUUGUGGAGUCGCACUUGUAGGACCGAGAGGCGGUCGAUGCCGGGCGGGGUUGUGCCAUACGGCCUCAGUGUGCCUCGCGUCCGCCCCCACGACGCUCGCCCGCGCCCGGUGCACUCGCCGCGACUCGCUGCGAUACCCCGCGACUCGCUCCGUCUCGCCCAGCAUCGCUCAGCCCGCCCGUCGCGGCAUGUAGGAAAAACGCUACAGAUCUGGUGACGAUGACAAAACAGAGCAACUGAAUACAUGAUGCUAAGCACAAGUGAUUAAUCAGAUAUUAGGUGGUGAUGGUGCUAUCACCAUGGGUAUGGCAUUUCUGGAUUACACUGCUCGUCUGUUCCACAAAAGAAGGAAGCGGUCAGGCCACGGACGUGGAGGUGAAGCUGACGGCGCCGAAGUGGGUGGCGCGCGGCGGCUCGGCCACGCUGCGAUGUCUCCACCAGGUCCCGCCGCAGCUCCUCUACAAGGUGGAGUUCCUGCGCUCCGAGUCCAAGCUGCUCCAGUACGUCCGCGAGCGAGUUCCGCCAUUCACUAACUACACAUUCCCUGGCGGGCGGUUGAAUAUGUCGUUAUCGACGGAGGACUCAAUCACCAUCGAGAACUUGGACCCUUCAGCCUCGGGCCUGUACUGGUGUGAGGUUUCCCUCGAGACGCCGAUCUUCACGGCCGCGUCAUCGCCCCACGAGCUGACUGUCGUCUAUGCGCAGAAGCACCCGCCGAUCAUAACGUUCGGUAAACCGGACGCGGUUGUGGGUGGACUGUUGCGGGCAAACUGCACCAGCGCUCCGGCGGCGCCCGCGCCGCGUCUCACUUGGUACAUUGAUAAUGAAAAGGUGGACGAAGAAUCCGUGCGAUACUUCUCCUACCGCGUAUCUAGUUCCACUCGUACGAAAGGUGGAGGGGGCUACCGGCACAGAAAGCAUCAGCACCGCUACAUUGCACCGGAAUUCAACUACACCGCUAAGUACUGGGCGCUCGUAAGCGAGACCACCGCCGCGCCGGUGCUCAACCACACCAAGCAUACCAAGUGCACGCUCAACGAACACAGCGAGGAUGCUGCCAAGAUCCGUGAGCGUCCUCGUGUACCUCCGGUGACGCCGAUCUCCCUGUGGGUGUCGGUGGCGGAGCUGCGUGCGCCGGCGCACGGCCGGCUACAGCUCACGUGCACGGCCACUAUCCCAGACAAAAUCGGUCCAGACGAACGUUACGCGGACAUCAAGAAACAAACCGUUACUGUUGCUGUGAAUGAGUUAAGUAUAAAGAGGCCACAUUCAGAUUCAAGCCAAGGGAAUUCAACCUCUACCUGCCUGCAGUAUUAUCGACCCCUUUGGUUACUCAGCUGGAGUCUGCUAGUCAACCAAUAUUUCUCACCAUCAGCCCUAGGAACUGUUGAGCUUUAAAUGGCAAACUUGAGCACCAAUUUAUAGUAAUUUGUUUUAUUCAAAGCGCAGGCUCUCAUCUGCUAUGCCGUAGCGCGUAGCAUCUUAAUUUAUAGUAAACACUUAAUGGUGCUGCGCGCACGAGACGAAGAAAAUGGAUGACUCGCACUAUGUGGGUUGACAUUUUUUUUUUUCGGUGAUAUACCUAUUUAUUUUAUAUGGCAAUAUUAACUUUGAACCGUAAUUACUUUAUACCCUCGUCUCGUCUCACGUUCAAGGUAAAUGGUUGUCCUGUUAUUUUUUAAGUUCCUACUCUGAUUCAACAGUUGCCUACGUUACACACGUUUUGCUUCUUUAGUCAUUGUUAUCAAAAUAUUGUAAGAUUGAAUCGUUGUUGUUUUUUAAUACUUUUACGGCAUUACUUAAGUGUCUAUAGCUUAACUAGAGCUCAUAUUUUUAAUAGUUAUAAAAAUGUCUACAUUUAUAAUUAAAAACAUACCUAGUCAAUUAUUAUUUUACCUGAGCUUUUUACAAUGUAAGUCAAUUAUACGACUUUAUACUUGAUCUUAUUCUUCUCCGACAGGGUUCAUAAAACAACUUUAAAUAAUACUUAUAGCUCCAAUCUAUUCCCUAGAUAAAACGCAUUUUAUGCCUUAGAAUAUUAGCAUCAUUUGUUUGUAUUUGGAAACUAGGUUCAUUUCAUGUCAUCCACGAUGACGCGCAGAUUUGUCAAAUGUAACCUUAAAUAACAUGACCAGGCACGCGUCUUCGUGAGUGAUACGAUGUAUACACCAAAACCACAAAGGUUUUUGCUACCUAUAUAUAUAGAAAGAAACAUCCUGCGAUUAAAAAAAAAAAAACUCUUGAAAUUGUUAAAACAGUUUUAAAAUUACCGUUGGAAAAGUUAAACACUUGGUUCCAACUAAUAACUACCUAACUAUGAUGCCAUUGGGCAAUGCUAUUAUAAUCUAUUAACAGAAUA